UCCAGCCACUCGGGGAACCGCCGAGGGAGAAGCAGAAGGGAGCAGCCAGACGAGCGAACGGGGCCAGGGAAGGAUGCUUGCCACCGGUCUGGCCGGCCAGUACGGCCCCCCAACUGGUUGGACUGGCUGGGCCGCUGGGGCUGGGUGGCUUCGGCGUGGCACGGCCCCGCUGCUCCUGCUGUGCCCGCCCGGGCGCUGCGGGCCCUGCGCUGGUGGCGGUGCCGCUGCCCCGUGCACACGUGCGUGUGCACACCCUGCGCACAUGGCUGUGCCUGCUGACGGCCGCGGUUGCAUUCCCCUGCUGACGGGCGCCCGGCCUUCCCGAUGCGCCCUUGUAGGGCUGUUUGGAGGAGGUGGGAGCAGGGGUGGAGGUGAGGAAGGUCAAGCUUCUUAGGUUUCAGCUGAUUUGGCAUCCGCUUGCAGCCCUUCCCCCUGGAGCCCGCUCGGCCAUAUGCACUCGCUGCUGCUUUUAUGACCCUUUGCAAAGAAAUCCCAGAGAUGUGAGCUGCUGCUGGCCACGAAGAACAGCUUACUUUCAGGAAAACAGCCCCUUCCCACCAUGGGCAGCCCUACAGCAAGAAGACUGUGGUUUUCCCCUUCCCCAAACCACAAGACCGAUCCUGGGGAGCUGCCACUGCUCUGGGCGCACAUUGGGCUUAGCAGGGCAAGCACUGCCUCUAAGCUGGCUUUACAGGGGGGAACCUUUUUUUUUGUUUGUUUUCUUUUUAAAUUAUUUUUGCCUACAUGAAGGCCCGCUGCUUUGUUCGGUGCCCUGGGAGUGAGGGUGAGGCUGGCAGUGCCGGGCCCGAGCCGUGCCACGCCGUGCAUGCGCUCCCCGCCCGCCCGGCUGCCUCGGCGCUGGGGCUGGGAACGGGGACACGAAACAUGUCUGUGCAGCUUCAAGGAGCCGAGCAGAAUUCCCCGCUGUCAUCAUCCUCCUCCCCUCCCUCGCUGCGGGCUGCCAGAGGGGAGGGCUGAUCACAGCGCUGCCAUUGUUCAAGUAACCUACAAAUGGAUUUGCAUGGAGGCAGGUUGGGAGGGGCGGAGGGGUGGGAUUUAUUAGCAGCGGCUGAAUUCGUCGGGAUUACUACUAGGCUGAGAGCUUCUCAAUGGGCAUGAUCCCUGGUGUUGUUGAUAUGCCUGACUCUGUUACAUGUAAAGAUAAUCCCUCCGUGAAGAACUCAGACUGCAGUGAUAAGAGAGGCCGGUUGGUGCAUCUCUGUUGUCCCACCUCCUUCAGUGAAAGAUUAUUCCAUGUAUCUUAUCAAAAGGAAGCAGCCUUUCAUGUGCUAUACCUUGGAAAACAAAAUCAAAGCUUUCAUCUGAAGGGUGCUUUCCUCGCAGCAGAGAGGCAGGGAACUGCUCAAACCUCCCAACACAAAACGCGAGACAUACGCUGCCUCCUCCACGCCAGCUCCCGACCUCACCGGCUGCGCGCAGCCCCCGCUCCGGCUGCUCCGGCGUCCAUCUUGGUGCCUGCGGGAUGCAGCUUCACUCCUGUCCCUCUGUCCGCCGCAGCGCCGGCAGCAGAUAUCCCCCUGCCUGCAGCCCCCCCAGGGAUGCUGACAUCUCGUGUUUUACACCCGCUUCUCACGGCUCAGCCAGAAAGCCAGGAGAGGGAUUUAAACAGCACGAGGGGGCCUGGAGCCGGGGAGCUGUGGCGGCACCUUCACGUGCUGCCUGAGGAAAGCUACAUUUGGGAAGUGGGGUUUCUCCUUUCCAUAUCACCAGGCCAAGGUGGGCAGCACUGUCUCCCUGUGCCUGUGCAAAGCAAAGCACCCCGGUACUGUGCAUCCUCCGGCUUUUCUUCCCAACUCCCCGGCAAAGGGAAAAAGGCAGCAAGUGCUGCAGCAGGGGCUGCUUCAGGCCGCUGGUGCUCAGCCCUUGCACAAAAUGGGGCUGGGAGGGAUGGUGGAGGAGGGGCUGUGGAGCGUGCUGCUGACCUGCUGAAUUAUGACUUUAAUGCAGUCGCUUUAAUAACUUGCUGUAGCUCCAACCACCAGAUGCAAUUUAUGGCAAAGCAGGCGCCCAAGCAUUUUUCUUUCUAUGAAGACUAAGCAGAUCUCUGAUUACCACCCCCUCCCCCCAGCCCAUUACCUUCCCCCGCUUGCACUGCUAAUGGAAAAAUGUUAUGUGUCUGUGUGCUUUUUCCCCAAGCCCUGUUUUCAGGAAAUGGUGGAGAAUGAGAAACUAACACACGCGCACACACGCGUUUGAACGAAAGAUGGCUUUUAUUCUCCCUUCUUCAACCACACAAAAUUCCCCCUGCUAGCACAAUAGCUUCUUCUCUUCCUAAAACCGUACAAUCUCAGCCAGAAGCAAGGCAAAAUCCAUGAUUUAUUUGCAGGGAAAAAGAAAGGCAUUCCCCCCCCUCCCCCUUCCAUCUGACCAAAAUCAUCUGAAGUCUGACUGUUUUCACUGCACAAUGCAAAGCCCACUGCCGCUCGGAAGUCUCCCUACUGUAACAAAGGCUUUAAUACAACCUCUGAACAAACAGACAAAAAAGCAGAACCUGGGAACGAUGGAUGGACAAACUGAAUUGAAGUUUUAAUUUUUUAUUUGGUGCUUGUAUACAAUAGUGAUGGGUGCAUUAAAAAAGCAAUCUAUAGAUAGGCAGACAGAUAUCCCACCAGUGCUCCUAUUUUAAAGACCCAUUCAUUUUGCGUCUAAAGGAUGAAUUCUUCCUCCCACUCUCCUCCUCUCUCUCCUUUUCUGUGAUUUGCGCGAUCAUUUGCUACAUAUAUGAUGAAUUACUGUUUAUCUUAGUCCGGGGUUUCAAAGCAAUUUCCCAAAUAAAUUUCACCGGAUCAAUAAA
Molecule: messenger RNA, 2815 nt
Organism: Oxyura jamaicensis (ruddy duck)
Lineage: Eukaryota; Metazoa; Chordata; Aves; Anseriformes; Anatidae
Exons: 3
Coding region: 1110-2057 (315 amino acids)
Source: RefSeq, a predicted model, not a curated record